AUGGGCACCACAGAGAGAGGUCGAUACGGUCGCCUGAACGUGCUGCGCUGGCUUCUGUGGGAGGGGGAGCGGUGCGCGGACGAAAUGCCGGCACUGGACCAUCGGCCACCUCCAGACAGUGGAGGAGGUCACGGAGGGGCUGCUACCACUCUGGCGCUUCACUAUGCCGCUGCGAGAGGCUGUUUGGACUGCGUCAAGUUGCUGGUGGAUAGCACGCCCGAUUUGAGUGCUUUAUAUUGUUCGGUCUUGUUGUUCCUAAGAGGAGCAAACAUUGUCUGUCGAAACAUUAGAAAUGCUGUAAAUGUGCUUCGUGAUAAUUCUACAGUGAAAGGAAAUAUAUAG
Molecule: messenger RNA, 342 nt
Organism: Acanthoscelides obtectus
Lineage: Eukaryota; Metazoa; Arthropoda; Insecta; Coleoptera; Chrysomelidae
Source: the annotation of a GenBank genome assembly